Molecule: messenger RNA, 1593 nt
Organism: Zingiber officinale
Lineage: Eukaryota; Viridiplantae; Streptophyta; Magnoliopsida; Zingiberales; Zingiberaceae
Product: alpha-galactosidase 3-like
Exons: 15
Coding region: 164-1456 (430 amino acids)
Biological process (GO): carbohydrate metabolic process
Molecular function (GO): hydrolase activity, hydrolyzing O-glycosyl compounds
Source: RefSeq, a predicted model, not a curated record
CACGCGAUGAUUGCCAGUUUUAUGCGGUUACGAUCUUCUGUUCCUUGCUCCACCCCCUGCAUAUAAUCUCGCCGGCGAGAGAGCAGUCGUCGAGUUGAGUCAAGGCUAUCUCUGUUUAGCGAUUGCCGUUGCCGGGAGAGGAGAUAGGAGAGGAAAAGAAUCGAUGGCUUCCGUUCGCCUCUUUCGCAUGCUCUUCUGCUUCCUUCUCUCCGCUUCAGCAGCGGCAAGAUUGGCGCCUUUGAUAGAGGAGUUUCUCGGGCCGAGCGGGGUUGUUGACAUCUUCGACACCUCCAACUAUGGCAAGUUGCAGCUCAACAAUGGAUUGGCUCGCACCCCUCAAAUGGGAUGGAAUAGUUGGAACUUCUUUGCUUGCAAUAUCGACGAGACAGUGAUUAAGGAAACAGCUGAUGCUCUUGUUUCUUCUGGACUGGCUGCAUUAGGAUACAACUAUGUAAAUAUAGAUGAUUGCUGGUCCUCUUCAUCACGAAAUCAACAGGGAAACCUUGUUCCUGAUCCGAAGACAUUUUCUUCUGGAAUAAAAGCAUUAGCAGAUUAUGUACAUCUAAAAGACCUCAAGCUUGGUAUUUACUCUGAUGCUGGGGCGUUCACAUGUCAAGUUCGACCUGGAUCAUUAUACCAUGAAAGCGAUGAUGCGAAAACUUUUGCCUCAUGGGGAGUUGAUUAUUUGAAGUAUGACAAUUGUUACAAUUUGGGAAUAAAACCUGAGAAACGUUACCCCCAAAUGCAAGAUGCACUGAAUUCCACUGGGCAUGCAAUUUUCUAUUCUCUGUGUGAAUGGGGUGUUGAUGAUCCAGCCUUAUGGGCUGGGAAAGUUGGUAACAGUUGGCGAACAACAGAUGACAUCUCUGAUUCAUGGGAAAGCAUGAUCACCAUUGCUGAUAUAAAUGACAAGUGGGCAUCUUAUGCGGGCCCUGGUGGAUGGAAUGAUCCCGAUAUGUUGGAGGUUGGUAAUGGUGGCAUGACCUAUGCAGAGUAUCGAUCUCACUUUAGCAUCUGGGCUCUGAUGAAGGCUCCUCUUCUGGUAGGUUGUGACGUGAGAAACAUGACUGCUGAAACAUUUGAAAUUUUAAGCAACAAAGAAGUCAUUGCUGUCAACCAAGAUCCUCUUGGUAUUCAAGGCAGGAAAAUUUAUUCUCAAGGAAAUGAUGGUUGUAGUCAGGUGUGGGCUGGUCCACUUUCUGAAAGUCGCGUAGUUGUGGCUUUAUGGAAUCGUUGUUCUGAAGUUGUCACAAUCACUGUCAGCUGGGAAAUACUUGGACUCGACAUUGCAGCCAGCUUUUCACUAAGAGAUAUUUGGAAGCAUGACACCCUGCAAGCCGAAGUUACUGGAAAUUUCUCUGCAGAGGUGGACACUCAUGACUGCAAAUUAUACAUACUCUCGCCAAUACCCACCCGUUUUGUCGAUCGAUCAAAUUCGGUUAUUUCUGUUCUCUAGUUUCCACGCAUUAACGACUCCUUGUACAAAUUGAACGCACCGAACUUGAGGUGUUGGAUUCUUGAAUAAAAUCUCAGUGAGAAAAAAAUGCAGUAUACUCUCUUUGGUCGCCCAACUAACUACAUUUCCGGAGUUAA